Messenger RNA from Emericellopsis atlantica, 330 nucleotides. RefSeq lists its product as uncharacterized. The coding region runs from base 1 to 330 and encodes 109 amino acids. The record is from RefSeq and is a predicted model, not a curated record. The transcript is spliced from 2 exons. Lineage: Eukaryota; Fungi; Ascomycota; Sordariomycetes; Hypocreales; Bionectriaceae.
AUGUCCCAAUUCGCCUGCUGGCAGAAAUGGCUCCAGCGCAAGAAGCACCAUUUUGAACUCUCCUUUGCUGUCUAUAUGAUGACGCCGGGCGAGAAGUUUGCCUUUUACAGCAUCUUCUUCCUCCUAACGGCCCUCACGUUUAUCGCCAUUAUCCUUUACCUACCGCAUCACAUUUCCUUCCUCGUCGGCCGGGCCUGGUACUACAUCAAUGGCGAGCAGAUUGACGUCGGGGAAGUGGUCAAGGAGAUGUCGUCCAGCGUGCUACAACCCGAGACAACCGGAUCCGAGGUCCUGACCACUGCCGGGGAAGAACUGCUCAGGGAGCUAUGA